Molecule: messenger RNA, 2898 nt
Organism: Triticum urartu
Lineage: Eukaryota; Viridiplantae; Streptophyta; Magnoliopsida; Poales; Poaceae
Source: RefSeq, a predicted model, not a curated record
GUAGCUCCAACUCCAAGCCUCCAACACACUCGAAUCCACCCGCUUGCCGUCGGUAAUGGCGAUUCCGCGCCGCCUGCCCUGCCUCCCCGCUGUCGCCGUAGCCACCAGACGCUGGACCGCGAGCCUCGCCGUCUCCCAUGGUGGGACCGGCGCGAGGCCCUCGACGGCCGUCCUGGCCGCCGCCGCGACGGCAGCCGCGGCGGCGGGCCGCGCCUCCGAGUGCCAGUCGCUCCUCCUCCGCAUGUCGCGCCGCCGCGGCGCCUCCCGCCUCGACAUCGUGUCCUCCCUCCUCGCCUCCUCCCCGACCCCGCAGCCGCAGGUGUUCGACCUGCUCAUCCGCACCUACACCCAGUCCCGGAAGCCCCGGGAGGCAUUCGAGGCCUUCCGCCUCCUGCUCGACCGCCGCGUCCCCAUCCCCGCCGCCGCCUCCAACGCGCUCCUGGCCGCGCUCUCCCGCGCCGGCUGGCCCCACCUCACCGCGGACGCCUACCGCCUCGUCCUGUCCUCCGACUCCGAGGUAAACACCUACACGCUUAACAUCAUGGUCCACAGCCACUGUAAAGCCCUACAGUUCGAUAAGGUCGAUACCGUAAUCUCCGAGAUGGAGAAGAGAUGCGUGUUUCCGGAUGUGGUAACCCAUAAUGUGAUGAUUGAUGCUAGAUUUCGUGCUGGGGAUGUUGAGGCGGCGAUGGCACUGGUCGAUUCGAUGGUUAGUCAGGGGAUAAAGCCAGGAAUCUUGACGUAUAAUGCGGUGUUGAAGGGGUUAUGUAGGAAUGGAAGGUGGGAUAAAGCGAGGGAGGUGUUCAGGGCAAUGGACGAGUGUGGGGUGGCUCCCGAUGUUCGGAGCUUCAACAUGUUGAUUGGGGGAUUCUGUAGAGUUAAGGAGCCUGAUGAGGCGAUGAAAUUUUACAAGGAGAUGCGACGGCGUGGAGUCACGCCAGAUAUUGUGAGCUUUAGUUGCCUGAUUGGGUUGUUUGCAAGGAGGGGGAAGAUGGACCGUGCGGCAGCCUACUUGAGGGAGAUGAGAGAGUUUGGAUUGAUGCCUGAUGGUGUGAUUUACACAAUGGUCAUUGGUGGAUAUUGCAGGGCUGGGUCAAUGCUGGAGGCGCUGAGAGUUAGGGAUGAGAUGAUUGGCCGUGGAUGUUUGCCAGAUGUGGUAACUUACAAUACCUUGCUGAAUGGGCUUUGUAAAGAGCGUAGGUUGUCUGAAGCAGAGGAGCUUUUGACUGAGAUGAGGGAGAGAGGGGUUCCACCAGAUUUAUGCACCUUCACAACUUUAAUUCAUGGGUACUGUAGGGAGGGUAACAUAGAGAAGGCAUUGCAACUAUUUGAAACGAUGCUGCACGAGCGUUUGACGCCAGACAUUGUGACAUACAACACUUUGAUUGAUGGAAUGUGCAGACAAGGUGAUCUGGGCAAAGCUAAUGAGCUAUGGGAUGAUAUGCAUUCUCGAGAAAUCUUCCCCAACCACAUUACCUACAGCAUCCUUAUAGACAGCCACUGUGAGAAGGGACAAGUGGAUGAUGCAUUUGGGUUUUUGGAUGAAAUGAUAAACAAGGGGGUUGUGCCAAACAUCAUGACCUAUAAUUCCAUCAUUAAGGGUUACUGCCGGUCUGGAAAUGUAUUGAAGGGGCAACAAUUUUUGCAGAAGAUGAAAGAUGCCAAGGUGUUGCCUGAUUUAAUUACUUACAACACCCUAAUCCAUGGUUAUGUUAAAGAAGAGAAGAUGCAUGAAGCUUUUAAUUUGCUUAACAUGAUGGAGAAUGAAAAGGUUCAACCAGACAUUGUGACGUAUAAUAUGAUUAUAAAUGGAUUUUCUGUACAUGGUAAUAUGCAAGAAGCUGAUUGGGUUUACAAGAAAAUGGGUGCUAGAGGAAUUGAACCAGAUAGAUAUACAUACAUGUCCAUGAUAAAUGGUCAUGUUGCAGCUGGGAACUCCAAGGAGUCAUUUCAACUUCAUGAUGAGAUGCUUCAGAAAGGGUUUGCUCCUGAUGAUAAAUUCUGAGGGUAUUAUUUUCCUCAUACUGGAAUCUAAUUGAUGCUAUGGUUAAUUCAACAAUGAGAAAUGAAGGCAUUUUGCAGUUUGUUUAGAUUGUCAGGAUUUUUGCUCCAACAAGUAUUUAUAGACUUGAAGGCAUCUGAUUAAAUUUUGGAGUAAAUUCCGUGGAAGUUUUCAUUAUUGGGUGGUCCAAGGGUAGCAAAAUUUCCACACAAGUGACCUCUCUAGAUGUGCUUUCUUCACCAAUGUGCAGAAAUAUUCUGUUAGGGCUCAGGAAGUGUGCUGUUGUUUUCUGGGCAUCGGAGGAUAGCAUGCUCUAAAUUUCUCAGGGUGAAUGCAAAUCACUUUUAGCAUGAACUAUUAACAUCACGCGAAACUGAUCAAAAGGGGAGAACUGAGCAUACAUAAAAAGGGCAAUCAAAAUUGGUGUACAAAGGAAGAAAUUAAACUGACUAGAGAGUGUAAAAUGUGCCCCUUCAAGCCUUACCCCCAAAAGAGCAAGGAAAAGAAUGAAAGAGAAACAGAGGUUAUGAGCACAAGGUUUUAUGCCAGGCUUUGAUGAAGUUAUGAGAAGUAGGUUUCUCUGCCAAGGCCGUGGUUGUAUGGAUUACCGGUCAACAUUUUGCACUUUGGACACAAAUCAUUUCUCUCCACCAUCACAAAAGUGAAAGAGGUGUGAAGAGGGAUACAUACGGACGAGUUGAACAAGCUUCUUGCCUGCUGGGCACGGCAGAUUACAGUUGAACAAAAUUUGUCUUAGGCAGAGUUUACAAAGAUCCUUGCAUGAUGCAUUUGCCAAGUUUGUAUUUGUAAAAUUGAAAGAGGUUUUUUGUAUGUCCAAAGCAGCAGCAGGCUUCGUGCCGUUACCAAGGUUCGGUGAAUGGAUGUCAAAUAUCUUU